UGCAUUUUUUGAAACACGGCCUUGAAGGUCAAAUAGCUUUGCAAUCAUUGUCACAUUGGCCUCGACAACGGUUGAAUUCAACCUAAAGCGUGAUGUCCUUGAGUUGUCUUGAUGAUAGUCGGUGGUUGUCUGCAGUACUCCUAGACGCAAAUCAAACACAAUCUCAUGCACUUUCACUUAUAUUGGAUCCUUUGGCUAAUGAACACUAUCAAUUGUUAUUGGGGGAACUUUCAGAAAUCAAACUAGUUGGUGGUAAUGGUCCUUUCCGUCUCGGUCAUAGAUGGCUAUUGUUUGUUGAUGUUGUGGGGAUAGUGCGCACUGUUUACGAACGCGAGAGAUUUUUUAUUGUUGAUUUGGACGAUGGGACUGGUUGUAUAACCUGCACAAUAUGGCGUCGUGGCUGUUCAAACCUUUUUAAUGUAUUAUCAACAACAAAAAAUUCAUUUGAUUUUGAACAGCAUUAUUUGUGUGAGCAACUUAUCAAGUUAUCAUGCAAGUCACAACCUAUUUCAUCUUCAGCUGAACAGUCGUCCAACUUACAUGUUGGCCAAAUAUUACAGCUUAGAGGUCGUUUGAAAUGCUUCCGUGGAAAGCUAAAGCUUAAUACUUAUUUCUGUCGUUCAAUUAAGGAGGAAAGUGAAUUGUUACAUCACAUAAUUCACAGGUACCGUUUACAGGAAGAAAUUUACUCAAAUCCAUAUGAUCCUGGUGUUGUCGCAGAAAAUAUAAAAAAAUCUCAUGUGGUUAAUUUAGCGAAUUCACUUGUAACAGAAUGUUGUAGAAUCCUAGUACAGGAUAAUGUCCAAUUGUUUACCAAAUUAGACUUAUGUUUACACCCGAAAAUAGUUGAAUCUGUAACAGCAAACUGGAGAUCUUUGACUAUGGCAUAUGAUGAAUCUGAAACGGAUUACCUUCGACAAAGUUUCAUUGAAGUUGAUGAAGGUGUAGUGCAGAGUAGUGCAGCUGAGAAUAAAGUACUCAAUCCUAAAAAGCUACAACUUAUAGUUGCAAGUUUGAUUGAACGAUUAUUAAUUGAGGGUUGGAUUUUUCCAGCUACUCAAUCUAUUGGAGGUAUGCGGACUUAUUAUUUUGUUCAAGAGAACAAGAAAUUACUCGAUGCUGUUUAUGGAAUAAUUUUUUCUCAAGGUAAUUUCCGCAUGCAUUGUAAUUUUUAUGUUGUUAAUCAUCAGUCAAUAGAUCAUUGAAUGUAAUCGGAACUGCGUAAUAAAAUGGUGAUUAUUAUUAGCAUGUAUGACAAUCACUUUUAAAUAUUUUUAUCCUGAUUAAGGUUUUUAGUUGUAUAAUAAAUUCCAGAAUAGCUUGUACUGCUCAUUACGAUAGUCGAUUUUUUAUUGCUACAGAUACUGUUUGUGAAUUACAUCAUUGUUUCAUUCUGAGAUAGCUUUCCACAAGGUCGAUAUAACUGUUCUAUUACUUGCUUCAACCAUGCUUGAAAGGGUUUUUUUGCGAUUCAUGGGAACCUCAAACAGUGGUUUUAAUAUUAAAGUUUAAGGCAUUCAGUGAAUUAACAGUCUUCUUUACAUUUAAUCAAUGUACAUAACUAAGUUUGAUAUCUAUCAUUUUUCGUCUAUUAUUGUGAUAAAAAAUAGUUUCCUACCUGUACCUUUAUUGCUUUCAGCACUUCAGUUUGCAUAAGGGCUCUAAGCAACUAAGUCAUAAAAAAAUGUAUAAUCACAAAAUUCAUCAACCAAAAAUAUAUUCUUCAGCCGUUAAGUAAAAAAGAUUAUUGAUAUCCUAUUUCGCUUUAUACAGUUAAACAAAAAAUCUAGACGUCAGUUUCUCGAUAAAAUAUACAUAUGGUUGAAGAUUAAACCCUAUAGAUAACAGUAUACAGGGUUUGGUUUGGAUUUCAUUCUGAUAUGAGGUUGCUUGUAACAAAAUUCACAAUCUAGGAAGGGUAAUCGACGUAUUUGAUAUACUUACUUACUUAAUUACGCCUGUUGCCCCUCGUGUAUGCGCACAGGCCACCUACUAACAUUCCCCAUCGAACUCUGUCCUGGACAAUCCUUCCCAGUUGCUAUUCAUCUUUUUGAUGUCUGCUUCCACUUCUCGACACAGCGUGUUCCUUGGUUUUCCUCCACCCUUCUGGAUUGUCUGUUGAUUUCCGAAAUGUAUGCCCUACCCACCUCCAGCAUCUUUCCUAAUUUCCUGUUUAGCUGGAAGCUGGAUUGUUUUCUUCCACAGUAGGUUAUUUGAUAUGCAUAUAUAUCUAACUAGACUAUUAGAUGAAAAUUUUUCGGGAAACGCAAGAGAGUAUUCACCAAGUAGCCAUUAUUCCACAAUUUUUUAAGUGUUAUAUCGAACUUCUACUUCUUUUUAUUUCAUUUUUAGGCAUAAAUAAAGAAAUAUCACUGCAUAAUAUACUACACAGUAUUCGACAACGGUCGUUUCCUGAUAAUUUGCAAUUAACACGCAUAACCUUAAAUGCACUAAAACAUUUAUUGAAUGAAUUGGAAUCUGAAAGUCGUAUAUAUCAAAGUAAUUUCGGUUGUUAUAGUGUUGCUUAAAUGUGUAAAAAAAUUGUUUGAACUUUAAUUAUGCGUACAGUACUUUUUUGACAGCAUUCUACUACCACUGUUUUACUAAACAUUCACAUGUUUAUAUGCACUUUACUCAUGAUGGUAUAUUAGCAGGCUUUAAAUUCAUUGUUAUAGUGUACAGAUCACAAAUAAAAUUAUUUGCUG
Schistosoma mattheei is the source of this 2705-nucleotide messenger RNA. Lineage: Eukaryota; Metazoa; Platyhelminthes; Trematoda; Strigeidida; Schistosomatidae. The record is from the annotation of a GenBank genome assembly.